This is a messenger RNA of Dothidotthia symphoricarpi CBS 119687, 1701 nucleotides long. Its product is annotated as E3 SUMO-protein ligase PIAS1. NCBI's taxonomy places the organism in Eukaryota, Fungi, Ascomycota, Dothideomycetes, Pleosporales, Dothidotthiaceae. The record is from RefSeq and is a predicted model, not a curated record. Gene Ontology annotation, biological process: protein sumoylation. The transcript has 5 exons. Gene Ontology annotation, molecular function: zinc ion binding; SUMO ligase activity. The coding region runs from base 1 to 1701 and encodes 566 amino acids.
AUGGCGACCAGCCUGCAGUCCAUGGCCACGGGCAUAACAGACCGCUCCAAGACUCUGAUUAACAACGAUCUGAAGAAGAUAUGCAAAGAGGAGGGCGUGGCUCAGACGGGAAACAAGGCCGCUCUGCAAAUGAGGGUGGUUGGCCUCAUCCAACAGGCCGUCCUGAAAAACGACGCCGAGGCUUUGCGCCGGCUGCAACAUCGCGUCCAAAACCGCGGCGAAGCCCCGCUCGCCAAUUCCAGCAGUCCUGCGGCCUCCUCAGUCCCUCGCCACUCUACGCCGCCUACGACCACUUACAGUAUGGCAAAUGGACGUGCGGCCCCCGCGUCGUAUGCGCCAGCGUAUCAGCCACCGCAAGCUCCGCCUCGACCUACGUACUUUUUCAAAGAUAGCCCGUUCUUCGAGAUACGCGAGCUGCUCCUGGGAAACACUGUUCUCGAAGCUUCUCCCAGCCAUCGCCAAAACUGCACCAAAAACCUGAUCCUGAACGAGCAAGUAUGUGGGCGUCUCAAGUCGGAUCCAACACUGCGAGUCUUGCUGUUUUCUGCGUUGGAACAACCUCUCGCGCCUUAUUCGCGCCUAGACAUCACAUUUCCCUCGCAGAUAGAAGUGCGCUUAAAUGGUGAGGAAGUCAAGGCAAAUUACAAGGGGUUGAAAAAUAAGCCAGGCUCGACCCGCCCCGCAGAUAUCACUGAUCUCGUCCGUACCACUCCCGCCAAUCACCGUAACACUCUAGUCGUCACCUAUGCGCUGACGCAGAAGGCAAGUCAGAAAGAGAAAUACAACUUGUUUGUCUACUUGGUCAAAAAGUUUUCUGUCGAAGAAUUGACACUGCGAAUCACCCAACGAAACGUCAUCACGAAGCAGUCUGUACUAAACGAGAUGAUGAAGAAGGCCAAUGAUCCUGAUAUCGAGGUCGGUUCUAGUGUCAUGUCGCUGAAGGACCCUAUCUCCACAUUACGGAUCAGCACACCGUGCAGGUCAACGAUAUGUACUCAUAAUCAAUGCUUCGAUGCCGACUCGUUUCUACAACUACAGGAGCAGGCGCCCACCUGGACUUGUCCUAUCUGUAGCAAGAGCGUAGCCUACGAAGGCCUAGCAGUCGACCAGUACGUCGAAGAAAUUCUGAACAAGGUCAGAAACCUUGACCAGGUCACGAUCAAGCCAACAGGCGAAUGGACGACUAGAAGCGAGAAGUCACCACCUAGGCAUAACGGAUAUGGUGCUCACGACGACAGCGAAGACGAUCUCGUCGAGAUUCAGGACUAUCGCGUUAGGGCGAUCAAAACUGAGGCUGCACCCACACCGACGUCAUUGGGCACACCUCCAUUGCCCUCCAGGGAGACAUCCACAGCCCCUCGAUCCAGUACAAAGAGGCCCAUAGAGGUGGUGGAUCUGAUAUCAGACGAUGACGAACCGCCAGCAAAAAAGGUAGCGUACAGUACCCCCAGCAGUCUUCCCGACCCAUCACGUCGGUACCAGUUACCUCUGCCAAAUGCCUCUGCCCACAGCCGUCCAUUGCCACCCUCAUAUCAUAGCACAUCUUCGGGCGCGGGAUCAAACUACCCACACUCUCCUUCAACCCCCCCAAGCCGUAACGCAUACGGAUCAUCGUAUAGGCCACCCCCACCUGGUUCGCGGCUCAACUACCCUGGACAUGGGACGUCAACAUACCCUACCUACCUCGGCUCUUCCCCUUGA